CACUUUCGCUUGGUUUGGUUUAUAUGCAUCUGCUUGAAGUGGUUUCCCAAAAUACAAAUAUACAGUAAACAAUUAGCGGAAAAUGUUUAAGUUGAAAAACAAGCUGAAGAAUAAAUUCAAAUCUUCCAAAAUCGACUGCCAUCCGGAUGAUUUCAGUGUGCUAUCGUUCGAUUUUAGUCCCGAAACAUCACCAGCACCACCGCCAACUGCAUCGGAACAGUCGGAGAGUAACAGUUCCUCCGGAUGUGGCCACUCAUCGAACCAUGACGGAUGUGAUCUACCUCCGGCAAGUGCUGAAGAAAGCGGUCCCGGGUCAUCGCUGAACUACAGUUGCUGUUACAAUUACAAUUUCAACAUCAACUACAAUUUCUCCCCACCGCCACAUGGAUGCAACAUAGGCCGAGAAUCGCCAAAGUGGUGCGAUGAGGAAAUUUGCGAGGAACUUCACCUGUUCGAUAGUGAUAGCAAUUUGGCUGUGGAGAUUCCUACUGACCCGAUCAAAAAGAGUAAAUCCAGUAAGAAAGUUCGACCGACAUCAACAGAUCGAAGCAAAAGAAGUUUCUCGAGUAUGUCUUCCAAGGUUACGCCCGGUAAUCCACGGGCAAUGAAGGCAUCUAUGAAAGCAUCGCGAUGUUUGUCCACGAGUGAUUUGUCGACAUACAAAGGCAGUGGCUAUAGCGACAACAGUUACGACUAUAACAACAUUUGCAAUCGAUUGCACUCGAUGAAGAUUACGGAAAUGCUGGAUCAGAAAGGGACGAAUCUCACCGAUCAUGACCGACGGAUUCUGCAUUGCAUGGUCCUGAAACGCAUCAAGGAGAUUGAGCGACUUGAAGAAUCCGUUGUGGCAAAACAGUGCUGGGAGCAGGAAAAGGCCUAUCGAAAGUCUUUGCUCGACGAACAGGAGCGCAACUAUAAGAAAGCUAUUCGCCAGAAGCGAAACAUUGAGAAAAUUGAGAUUCGUAAUCGCAAACAGCGAUUGGAACGUUUAGAGCAACAGCAGAUCGAAAAGAUUCAAAAUGAAAUCACCGAAAAAGACAUACGAUCUAGCAGUUUGCGUAAAACAUUGGAAAUCCAAAAAGGUAUUAAGGAGUGUGAGAAAAAGAAUCGUGAGCUAAAGCGCAUCGAAGAUACUACAAUCAACCAGGAGGAGAAAACUUUGGACAAGGACAUCUGGCGACAGGCACUGGUCGACCAUUUGGAGGAGCGAGUUCAACGAGCGGACGUACUGAGACAUCGGGUCCUAGACGUGUACAAGCGCCGAGUAAAGAUCGACAAUCAGCUGGAGAAGAAGAUGCAUGACCACAAUCUCAAGCAGACGCUCGAGCAGGAGCGUUACAAACUGAUGAAGCUGCAGGAGCGGAUCAUGAUGCGGGAGAGUCGCUUCCAGCGGUUCAAGGACAGCAAAAAGCGUAUCUUCGAUCAGUUGAAGAGCCGUGCCAAGACGACAGCCGCCCUGCGGGAUAUGGUGAAGCAUUCGAUUAGUCCCGAUACCUGUGCGAAGACGAUUGCCGGCAACCAGCAGCGGGUGAUCAAUGUGGUGCAGGUGAAGUGAAGUGAUGUAUAUUGAGCUUAUUUAAUGGCCAAUUUCUUCACCUUCGUUUAAGCCGUAAACCAGGUUUACCCAUAUAGUUAAACUGGGUUUAAGGCUUAAGCGAUGGUGAAGAAACCGCUUAUAAGUGUGAAUAAUGUAUCUGUACAUAAUUUCGAAGUGCGUGUGUUUGGAAUUUUAAAAAUAAAUACUAUUUUGA
This is a messenger RNA of Aedes aegypti (yellow fever mosquito), 1751 nucleotides long. RefSeq lists its product as uncharacterized. The coding region runs from base 83 to 1555 and encodes 490 amino acids. The record is from RefSeq and is a predicted model, not a curated record. The transcript has a single exon. Lineage: Eukaryota; Metazoa; Arthropoda; Insecta; Diptera; Culicidae.